UGGUGACCCUCUUCGGAGUCACCUUUUCCCUCGUGUCCUGCCUGAGGAGCGGCUGGGCGUGGGACGCCGUGGGCUGCGCGUGGGACGGGUUUAGCGGCAGCCUCCUGGGUAAUGGUUAGACAGCUGGGACCUGCACACUCCAUGCUUCUGGAAUGAACUGAGACAUCACCAGGAGAGAUUUUCAGCAUAAUCACACCUGAGAGGAUCCCCCGGCCUAGAUCAUUUGCAUUUCCUUCAUCAGCAGCUGUCACUAGACUCUUCACCUCCUAAGAUGGCAGACUGUCUUCCCACAGAGUUUGAUGUGGUUGUAAUAGGGACAGGUUUGCCUGAGUCCAUCCUUGCAGCUGCAUGUUCAAGAAGUGGACAAAGGGUUCUGCAUAUUGACUCAAGAAGUUACUAUGGAGGGAACUGGGCUAGUUUCAGCUUCUCAGGAUUGCUUUCCUGGUUGAAGGACUAUCAACCAAACAGUGAAACUGAGGAAGAAACUACUGCUGCAUGGCAAGACUUGAUCCAUGAAACAGAAGAAGCCAUCCCUCUUCGCAAGAAGGAUGAAACCAUUCAACAUACAGAAGUUUUUUGUUACGCUAAUCAAGAUACAGAGGACAGUGUUCAAGAGAUUGGUGCUCUGCAGAAGAACCCCUCCUCAGACACAUCUAGUACCCUCACUAAACCUCUGGAUUCCACUUAUCUACUUGAAGAAGGGCAUAGAGAAGUUUUGCUAGAAGUACCUGAUGUAGAGGAGUCAGUGGAGAAAGAAAAGAACUGCGGAGAUAAAACUUGUAUAGGCACAGUUCCAGAAGGAGAUAAAGAUGAAGACAGACCUGCAGUGGAAGACAACACUGAUCAACCAAAGAGAAAUAGGAUUACUUACCCUCAAAUGAUUAGAGAAGGCAGGAAAUUUAAUAUUGAUUUGGUAUCAAAGCUGCUUUAUUCUCAAGGAUUGCUGAUUGAUCUUUUAAUCAAGUCAAAUGUUUGUCGUUAUGCAGAAUUUAAAAAUGUUACUAGGAUUCUUGCAUUUCGGGAAGGAAAAGUAGAACAGGUACCUUGCUCCAGAGCAGAUGUCUUUAAUAGCAAAGAACUCACUAUGAUUGAAAAGAGGAUGCUAAUGAAAUUUCUUACAUUCUGUUUAGACUAUGAACAACAUCCUGAUGAAUACCAAGAUUACAAGCAGUGUUUAUUUUCAGAGUACUUAAAAACUAAAAAAUUAACUCCCAGCCUCCAACAUUUUAUACUACACUCAAUUGCAAUGACGUCAGAAUCAUCUUGUAGUACAUUAGAUGGCCUUAAAGCAACAAAAAACUUCCUUCGGUGUCUUGGAAGGUUUGGCAACACUCCCUUUCUGUUUCCUUUGUAUGGCCAAGGAGAAAUUCCCCAGUGUUUCUGCAGAAUGUGUGCAGUUUUUGGUGGAAUCUAUUGUCUUCGCCAUAAAAUACAAUGUCUUGUAGUUGACAAAGAAUCUGGAAGAUGCAAAGCAAUUAUAGAUCACUUUGGUCAAAGAAUAAAUGCUAAGUAUUUUAUUGUAGAGGAUAGUUACCUUUCUAAGGAAACAUGCUCAAAUGUGCAAUAUAAGCAGAUCUCCAGGGCAGUGCUCAUUACAGAUCAGUCUAUACUAAAGGCAGAUUCAGAUCAGCAGAUUUCCAUCUUGAUAGUGCCUCCAGUGGAACCAGGAACUUGUUCUGUUCGGGUCACAGAAUUAAGUUCAUCAACCAUGACGUGCAUGAAAGGCACUUACCUGGUACAUCUGACCUGUUCAUCUUUGAAAACAGCAAGGGAAGACUUAGAGUCAGUGGUGAAGAAAUUAUUCACUCCCUUUACUGAGACAGAAGCAGACGAAGAAGAACUCAGAAAACCAAGACUCUUGUGGGCUCUUUAUUUUAAUAUGAGAGAUUCCUCAGGAGUCAGCAGAAGCUCAUAUUGUGACUUACCUUCCAAUGUCUAUGUCUGCUCUGGACCUGACUCUGGACUGGGGAAUGAGCAUGCAGUCAACCAAGCGGAAACGCUAUUCCGGGAGAUAUUCCCAAGUGAAGAAUUCUGCCCUCCUCCUCCAAAUCCAGAAGACAUUAUCUUUGAUGGUGAUGAUAAGCAACCAGAUGGUCCUGAAACCAGUAACAUUAGGGCCAACCCAGAACCUCCUGAGGAAAAGCAAGACCUAGAAAGCCCAGGAAAGCACCUUCAGGAUUAGAGAAGAGCGAAAUGGAAAUGCUCUUCAUCCAGGCAUCGGAAUGUUCUUGUUUGAAGAACAGUUUCUGGAUGAGUAACUAGAUUUGAUUGUGUGAUAAAUGCUAUGCAAAUGUCCUUCACUGUCUUUGUGACAGUGGGCAUUGGAUGUCUUUGUUAAGCUAUUAGUAACUGAUUUACUGGUUAUUGAACUUUUUGUUUCAGAAUCUGCUCCAUGACCUACAAUCUUAAAAUAGAGUUAGCUUUAUUUUAUGGCUGGGUAUAUAUGUGAGGGUUUCAUAUGAGCAACUUUGCUUAAAGGAAGGUAAUACUGCCACUGUCUUCAGUUUUUAUCAUUAUCUACAGAAUAAUUAAUAAUGUCUGAUGCUUUAGUUACCUUUGCAGUUAAUUAUAGUUGCUACCACCCCCAUUUGAGUAGUGAAACACAUACACAAAUAAUUGUGUGAAUCUUUUGUAUAUAAUAGAAACAUGUAGAGUUGGUAGUAGGAUUAGCAACUAAUACAACACCAAUAUGAUAAAUACAAUGUCUCUAAUUCUUAGAAGAUUAGCUUGCAUGAUCCUUUAUUCUUUGUGAAGGGCUGAUGUUACAUUUUGCAGAUUUCACACCCUUGACCCUGGUAACUAAUGAGGCCACCCAUAGCCUCUACUUUACAGAAAGAACCAGCAUUUGUAGUCAAAGCUCAUUUUGGGGAGGUAUAUUGCAAAGAAAAUCUAGGGAAUGCAAUUAGCUUAAAAAAUGUCUGCAAAACCCUAUUCAGACAUCUAAAAGAACUUCCAACAAGCAACUCCAGGCCAACAUAGAUAAAUUAACCCAGGAAAAGAUGCUUUAGGAUGGCUGGCCUAAAAUCCCUAAAAAGGAAUUUAUAAGGAGUAAACUGAACUAGGUAUUUUUAACCUGGGAUUGCAUAUGUUUUUGUUUUGUUGAGACAGGUUCUCACCAUGUAGCCCAGGCUGGCCUUAAACUUCAGUCCUCUUGCCUCAGAGCCUCCUGAGUGCUGGGAUUACCACCACACCCAACAUUAAAUAACUUUAAAAACUUUCUGUAAAUAGAUUCUCUCAAGUUUUUCAGGAUGAGCAUGCUACCGUAUUGGCUCUACCACUUUAAUCAGUCAUGCUAACUGUUAGAAUGAAUCAAAGGAGGACUUACCACGCCCCUACGUUUGCUCCACCCCACAAACAGUGAGGUAACAGUCUUCAUAAUCACUUCUUCCUCUUGGCUUUUAUCUUUUUUUUUUAAUUUAUUUUUAUUAUUUUAUUAUUCAUAUGUGCAUACAAGGCUUGGGCCAUUUCUCCCCCCUGCC
This is a messenger RNA of Castor canadensis (American beaver), 3479 nucleotides long. NCBI's taxonomy places the organism in Eukaryota, Metazoa, Chordata, Mammalia, Rodentia, Castoridae. The record is from RefSeq and is a predicted model, not a curated record.